AUGAUUGCUACUCAGAACAAAUUCCAUUCCAUCAAUAACACUAAUAACAGCAAGAACAACAACGAUUGUUGGCAAGCCCAAAAGCAAACUAACGAGAAAGAAGCGCUCGUCGUUUCUUCAUCGGAUGAUGAUGAUAAUGACACUGACACCGACUCCUCCACUGUCGGGUCCUCACACCAGAAAUACCAUUCUGCCAAAUCUGGCAGGAAGAAGCGUCCGAUUUCAGGAAAGGAAGCCGAAACGAAACCUCGCAAACAAGCUCGAACAACCGAUCCAUCAUCCGCUAGCUACUAUCAACCAAAACAAACUCGGGACUUGAAGAACUGUUUUAGAAUACGAAAACAUAUUGGGGAAGGGACCUUUGGUAGCGUCUUUCUAACGUUGGAUCGAGAAACCAACAAGCCAAAGAUUAUCAAACGCGUCAAGACUCGCGAUGAUAAGAGUGUGCCAACCUAUGGCUUUCCAUACACGGCACUUCGCGAAAUCAAGCUACUCAAAUCAAUCGAACAUAAAAAUGUAAUCAAGUUGCACGAGGUUGUGACUACAGAAGGCGCUGAUGGACUACCAGGACAAGUAUUCAUGGUUAUGGAAUACAUGGAAUAUGACCUGGCAGGUCUAUUGAGAAUGCCAAUCCUUGCCAAACGCUUGACCAAGGAUCAUGUUCAAUCGUGGACUCGUCAGCUAUUGCAAGGAUGCCAGCACCUUCAUGAGCAACAAAUCAUGCAUCGGGACCUCAAGCCAGCCAACUUGCUGGUUGACAAGCAAGGGACUCUCAAGAUUGGAGACUUUGGUUUGGCACGAAAGAUGUCAGCUCGACAGUACACCAACAGUACCAUUGGGACUCCAUGGUACCGUGCUCCCGAAAUCUUGAUUGGUUCCGCCAACUAUAGCACUAAAGUGGACAUGUGGAGCACUGGAUGCAUUCUUUUCGAAUUGGCAUCUCAGAAACCGUUGUUUCAUGCCAAGGUUGCCAUUGAGCUCUGUCAGCAAAUUGACAAAAAGUGCGCCUUAAUCAAGGAAGAGCCCACUUGGUUGCCCAAGGAAAUGACAAAGAACACUCGCAAACUACAACGCAACCAGGUCCUCAAGCAUCAUAUCCAACUGGCCAAUCUCGUUUCCAAUCUCUUGAAACUGGAUCCGGAAUCCCGACUUUCGGCCAAGGAUGCUCUCAAGCAUGAAUUCCUUUUGGAUGACAACUCCAACCAACAGAAAAAGUUGAAUAUGAAUUUUCCCUUGUCCAGUUGCCAUGAACUGGACGUCUACAAGUUCCGGCAGCAACAAAAGGAGCAGCAACAGCAGCAGCAACGAGAUUAG
Cylindrotheca closterium is the source of this 1314-nucleotide messenger RNA. The record is from the annotation of a GenBank genome assembly. Lineage: Eukaryota; Bacillariophyta; Bacillariophyceae; Bacillariales; Bacillariaceae.